UAUUGUGCUCCAAUAAGCUUCUAUAAUUGGUUGUUUAUGUAAUGCAAAUGCUAAAAUAGGUUGUGUUAGAAAGUCAUGUGCUAUUUUAAAAGUGGGUUUUUUUAUGCCGUAAGAUAGCACUGUGUGAGAAACAGGGCAAAAUGUAAGUGUUUAUGAACUGAUCAUAUGCUGUUUUACUCGUGAUUUUUGUAAAAGUGAAUACAAUUCGUUGUUGUAGUGCCUCUAGUGUUUAUUUCACCAAGCAACUGCCACGUAAAAAUAUUUUAUCAAAAAUGUAGGUAUAGUAACGUGAUUCAUGUUGCAUUUAUUUCUGUAAAAGGUGCAGAACGAGUUGCAUGCCAAAGUUUAAGACUUUAGGGUUUGGGGUUUACAGCAAAUCUCUACAUUUUUAACCCUAGUAAUUUUAACCCAGGGCAGUCGGUAAAAUGUUGGUAAAGGCAAAAAGGAGAAGGGAGGAAACUAUUAAUCAUUUAACAGUGGCUGAAAACUGAAGCCUAGAAACAGGCAAACCAAUGAGGAGCAAGAUCUUUGUAUCCUAAGCAGAUUUUCAGCAGAAUCCAGCACUGUCAUGCUGCCUCAGAAAGCAGCAACGCAGGCUUCAGGGUCUGGUACUGUGGAAAACGGUGACAUGCGUGUAUAUGAAAAUGUGUGUCUGACUGCACGUGUGUGCUUGUGAGAAAAAUAAUGAGAGGGUGGGGGAGGGAGCAGGGAGUGUGAAUGCUAAAUCUAGGCAAGGGCAGACAAGGACAAAGAAGGAUUGUGUCUUGCCAGUAAAAUAUUUUAAGCUGUCAGCUAUUUAAUGUAGGAUUUGAAAUAGGAAAUGAGAGGAAAUUGAAAUUACAAGAAGAAAAGAGAGAUUACAGUGCAGCCCACCCUCCAUCCUAGCACAUAGACACAGAUAUACUAAUUUAAGAACAGUGUGAUUAUUGUUAACGAAUAAUAAACAGAAACUAAAGUGAAAACAUUUGCAUUAACUGAAAUAAUAAAAGAAAAAAUCAUAAUUGGAAAAACAAACUAAAUUAAAAUACAUUAUCAUGAAUCCAAAUGAUGCUAAAUAAAAUAAAAGUAAUCACAAAUAUUUGCUUUUGAUAUAUAAAUAUAAAAUGUAAAACCUUUACAACCUGCCCUUAUAAACGUAAAAAUGCUACUAGAUAGCGAUAACAUAGACAACCAUGAGAAUUUUGUGGCAGUAAACACAUUUAAAUUAUGUACGUUUACGCAAACUAAAAAGAAAACUGAAUAUACUGAAAAACUAAAUCCAAACUGAAAUAAGAAAACACAAAAAAACUACAAAAUAACAUAUAGUGAACUCUAAUGAAAACAAAACUGAAUUGAAAGGAUAAACUCAAAAUAGAAAUAAAACCUCAUAUCAUAUAAUACUACUCAAAACUGGAUCAUGAGAAAGCCUUCAGUGUCUUGGAGCUAAAAAAGAAGAGACUUUGUCUUUAGUUCAGAUUGCCUGGGGAAAUAUCGCUGCCAUUUGCCUUUUACCCUUGACCACUGGGGUCACUAACAGUAUCUUUCAUUGUGAAUUAAUUUUAUAGAUUAGAUUAUAUAGUAGGGUAGAUGUAGAUGAAAACAUCUGGGUUCAAUAGGACGCUUGUUCCAUCAACAUCAACAUGAGAUCAUACAUUGGCUAAUGUAUUAAAGAGCCAUUGUUCCUUUGGAAAGUCUCCACCCUGGAGCUCAUUGUUUGUCACAGAUCUUUGCCAUUUCCCUGGAGGCCUGAGUGUAUAUGUCACCGCUUUACCAUUGGAGAUGGUCGGCUGGCAUGGAAACGCCACCCUCAACUGCUUGUUUCUAACCAGAAAACCUAAAUCAGUUCUUAGAAGACGACUUCUCUCUUUAUCGCUCUGUCACUUUCAUUUGCUCGUAUUCCAUCCAAGAAGUGUCCUUUUAGGACAUUUUCACUCACUGAAAUGCCCGUAAUUCAGGUCUUUAAUGCUUUAAUUCAGUCCUGGGAUUAAAUGUUCAUUGUGCAGUCUAAUCUGGAAUAAAUUGCAUAAUGUAAUCUCUGUAAAAAGGGGUUAUGUAAUGACCCCGCCACUGCAGUGACACUGACAGUUUAGAAGGGAGUGUUUGACAGGUCUGAGUACAGCUUAUUAUGCUUAUACUUUUACCCAUUUUCUUCUUUUGCUGUUUCCUCCCAUCAUGUACAGUCCCCUUGGAUGUAUAUGCUGAUAUUCAAUUUGCCCUGCCUAUUUAAGACCCCAUGAAAUGGUUUGACACACACAAUUUCCUGUGUUAACAUGUUUACUAUUGAAACAGGGAGUUGGGGAGGGAAAUAUCAAAGGGCUUGUCCUUUUCUUAUGUACCAAACCCAGUAUUUGCAUCCAUCUGCAUUGGUUUCCCAUUGUUUUUCUAUGUAAACAUACGCAAGACUGACAUUUUUAACGUUGUGCCACUUCUCACUGUUGUUGUUUUCAGCAUCUCGCACAGGAGAACAUAGUUUUUUAGGCAUUGUGUCAGGUUAAAAAGAACAUCAACUUCAAAUACAAUGUGUCUCAAUACACCUGCAUUCUGUUCUAUUCGUUGAACUGCAUUGAGCUUUUUAAGUGCAAGAAUGUGUUCGGUCUGAAUACUAGCCAUUGGUAUUAGAAAGAGGGUCGUUCUUAUUCUAGACAGCAUUUUAUUGGACAAAAAUGCAUAUAUGCCUUCAAUGUGUUUGGUCCAUUUUCCUGGAAGAUGUGGUCUUUAAAGGGUCAUGAAACACUAAUCUACAUUUUAUGAGAUGUUAACAGAUGUGUUGCAAAUGAUAGAAUAGUAUUCUUUAAUUUAAAUUUUAGGAGGAAUGUGGUUAAUUUAGGGAUUUUUUGCGCUAAUCUCUUCUUCCGGGAUGUGACGUUUCCUCUUACUAUAGUACAUCAUCGCGUCAUCAGUGUCAGAUAAUUGUUAAUGAGACUGCUUGACCUUAUCCUAUGAGAAGGCGAUAUGUCACGGUUAUUCAUGACACCACGUGACAUUCCCAUAAAAUGAGAGCUUCAAACACUGAAGCGGGUAAUCCCUGGCCGCAAGUGUUCAAGACCGCACGGCUUCUCUGCGAUGAUGACAGAGGGAUGGUGACAUGCAGUGAGGUGGACUGGGGCUCAUUUGAGGCGCUGAUAGUCUUAGACACAAAUGCUAUCAAUGGAUUCAUUCUUAAUAGGUCAAACUUGAAAAUAGCACAAGAUCAUUGGUUGAGAGCGAUGCAGAUGUCUCUGUGGAAACUGCAGGGUGAAGUGUGUGAAAGAGAGAUACUUGGAAUUACAGCAUGGCUCUGCAGUGGGGCAUGUGUAGAGGUGGACUCUGACACGGAGGCUGUGAUGGGUAAUGGCUUCAAACUGGGCUGCAUCUCUUGCAAGAUGCGAGGGGAAGUGCCAGCCUCUGCCACAGUGGACUGGUGGUUCAUGGCCAAAGGCGAGAGUGAAUUUACACAUCUCUACAGUUAUGUAGAAAUGACUGGCUACAUAGUGGAUGACCGUUUUGUUGACCGCUUGGACUGGAAUGGCAGUAAAAAAACGGUGGACGUGCAGGAUGGCUCCAUUUACAUCCUCAACGUUACCUACAAUGAUACAGGAACCUACCGAUGCUACUUUGACCGGAUCCUCAUCUUCCCCAAUUAUGAGUUCCGUACCAAUGCCACCAAGUUUAUCACCAUCAACGUAGUGGGCAAAGCUACCCGAGGCAUGGCAUCCAUCCUUUCUGAGAUUAUGAUGUAUGUGUCCAUCAUUGGGCUGCAGUUAUGGCUGGUGGUUGAGAUGGUCUACUGUUACCGGAAGAUAGCAGCAGCAGGAGAAGAAGCACUUCGAGAGAGCGAGGCGGAAUAUUUAGCUAUAACCUCUGAGAGCAAAGAUAACUGUGCAGGUGUAACGGUGGCAGAAUAACACAGGGCCAAAGAAACUCUCAAGCAUAAAGCUCUCCAUCCAUUAUGACAUCGCCAACUGACUCCUUCAUCACCUUCACCGGCGCUCCGUGCAACCACAGGCUGCCGUUUUCAGCAUGACUGUGACCGAAUAACCAUUCUAAAUCAUCAGGGAAAAACACGCAGCUAUACAUUGCGCAGCUAUGGACAUUUUUUGUUUUUAAAUAAGGCCCUGACAUUGCGUUACUUUAUAGACAGCAGCUUUGAGGUUAACAAAUGAAUCUAAUGAAGCAUGACUAUGUAACACUGAACAAUACGAAUUGUACAUGUGUUUGAGCUUUUAACAACUUUAAAAAAAAAUGAUAUCACUGGUAGGCUAUUUCUGCUGAGCCAAAGGAUAUCAGAAAUAUUCAUAAAUAUAUAAAUACCUAAUUUUAUAUCAAGCCACAUGAAAAGAAAUAUAUAUAAAAAUAUGAUGUUAAAGAAUUUAAUGAUAAAUGUGAUAAAUUAAUACAUCUAUUUAUUUAUAUCACUAUUUAUCUCAUGAAAAAGAUCAAAAGAAAAAUGAAACGGUGGGCAAGAAAACAAAGCGACUGACAUAUAUGCAUAGAAAUCAGGCUGACUUUCGCCGAAGAUUUCUCUUGUUUGACAGCUGGGUACUGUGGUAACAAUUUUAGUGCACAUUAACAAAAAGAGCUUCCUAUCUGUAUACUUGUCCCUUUCACGUACAGGUAAUUCGAACCAGAACUAAUUUCACCACGACUAAGCUAACCAUAAAUUUAACGUUUUCUCACUGACACAUACAGUAACUAAUCCUUCACUUAAAUGACAAAGGAAUGUUUUUUUCUUUUUGUGUUAACAAAAUAUUUGCACAGUUAUCAGCAACCAACAUUUACUGUUCACUGUACUCUUGUUACUAAACAGAAAAGACUUUGAGCAACACAAAGCACAAAAUAUCUGUUCUGGGCCAAAAGCAAACACUGUAAAGUAUAUAAAGCUCGCAGAUCUAAUCCAUGUAGCCUAUAGGCUCUGCCUCUCAAUUUGUGCAAAUCUUGAAUAAAUGUUACGAUUAUGUUAUGCAACCUAUAAAAGAGGGGAAAAAAUGCAUUGUUGCUUAUGAUAACGUAGCAUAGUACAGCUUCAAUAAAAUCUACAGAGAUGUGAUAAAAAAUAUUUUUUAAAAAACAGUACUAUGAUCAAUAUUAAUUAUGUGCCGUAGAUAAGAGCCGCUUCUCCGUUUCUUUCCCGGUGCCAUUCUGUACCCAUUUGAGCUCAUUGGCAUUGUUACGAUUACUUUUUACAUCAUGAUGCUGUGAAAUCGGGAUUAGUCAGGACUAACUGGGCUAUUGACCAAUCGCGAGUCGCCAUGUCACUACAGGCGUUCCACCAGCAUGGUUGAGUACGGUUAUUUUACUGUGCUGAGAGGUCAGCUAUAUCGCAAGCCCUUUUCAACAUUUAAGCAUGUGCAGGAUAUGAAUGAUAGAUAUCUAUCAUUUAAUUUUCACUAGUUAAAGUUCUUGAUAUCAGCAAUAGAAUUACUACUAGUGAAAAUGCUACAUUUUGUAUCAGUAAUUACAUUUGCACUAGUAAAAAUUUUCAUUCUUGAUAUAAAAAUGACAUCAUUACCCAUGUAAUACACAUUUUUUAUAUAAUUUCAACUAGUAAAAUUUUUUUUUUCCUGAUAAAUGCAUUUUACCCAGUAGAAUUUAACAAUCUGUCAUUCACUGCUGUUUAAAACACAAUUACAGUUAUACAGAAUUAAUUUCUUACUAGUAGAAUUUCCAAUUUUACAUAUCAGUAAUGCACUACUUAUAAAAACGAUAUAAUAUCAAUAACUGAAUUACAACUAGUAAAAAUGCUAAUUUUUGAAUUUUUACAAUAUCUUUAAUUACACUUCAAUUUAUCAAUGUCUAAAAUCCAUUUCCAGAUACCUGAAAUACCAAAUCUGACAUGUUCACCAGUUGUAAUUCAAUUGCUGAUAUCAGGAAUGGACAUUUAUACUAGAAACAAUGUAAUUAUUGAUAUAAAGUUUGGAAUAAUGUCCAGAUUUUACUCUUAUGGAAAGAAAUAGGCACUUGAAUUCACCAAAGUGGCAUUCAACUGAUCACAAUAUAUAGUCAGAACAUUAAUAAUGUGAAAAAUUACUAUUACAAUUUGAAAAAAAAAAAAUGUUCAGAACUUCUUAAACUACUUCAAAGAGUUCUCAUCAAAAAUCCUCUACGUGCAGCAAUGACAGCUUUGCAGAUCCUUGGCAUUCUAGCUGUCAGUUUGUCCAGAUACUCAGGUGACAUUUCACCCCACGCUUCCUGUAGCACUUGCCAUAGAUGUGGCUGUCUUGUCGAGCACUUCUCACACACAUUACAGUCUAGCUGAUCCAACAAAAGCUCAAUGGGGUUAAGAUCCAUAACACUCUUUUCCAAUUAUCUGUUGUGGCAACUCAAAAACAAACACAAAGACAAUGUUAAGCUUCAUAUAAUGAACCAAAUAGCUUUAAGCUGUGUUUGAUAUAAUGGCAAGUGAUUUUCUAGUACCAAAUUAGCAAUUUAUCAUGAUUACUCAAGGAUAAGGUGUUGGAGUGAUGGCUGCUGGAAAUGGGGCCUGUCUAGAUUUGAUCAAAAAUGACUUUUUCAAAUAGUGAUGGUGCUGUUUUUUUACAUCAGUAAUGUUCUGACUAUACUUUGUGAUCAGUUGAAUGCCACUUUGGUGAAUUAAAGUACCAAUUUCCUUCUGAAACAGCAAAAUCUGUACAUUAUUCCAAAUUUUUGGCUGCCAGUGUAUGUAUUUGAAAUUGAAUCGUAAGAAAUGAAUUAUAGAUAUUCCUAACUGCCUUUUGAACAGGAAUGAAUGAAAGAUCAUUGUGAAAAUCUACUAGUGAAAAUGCAGUUACAGAUAUUGUUACUUUUUUUACUAGCUGAAAUUUUUUUUUUUUUUUAAAUAUCAAGUAUGGGUAAUUCCCGGAGUAAUUAAACUGUUUUUGAUAAAGAAUUACCGUUUUUACUAGUGCAAAUGUAAUUACUGAUAUCAAGAAUUAGCAUUUGACGUAGUGAAAAAUUAAUUGUAGAUAUCUUUAUUAAUAUCUAGCACAUGAUUAAUUGUCAAAAGGGCGAGUGAUAGGGCUGGAAACGGUUUGUAACUGUUCCAUACCGAACCAUGCUCAAGUGGAAAUGCCAAAGGAAGCGUUACUCUCUUUUUUUCAGGACUUUUUGGCCCGAUGGUGGGAACACAGCUAAGCUGUACUAUUAAGAAUUAUUCAUAAUGUUGACCCAACCCCUUACCCCUCUCUUUUUUUGUCUUUGCUGACAAAAUAAUCAAGGGCUGCAUGAAAUUAAGAAUGACUAAAGUCGAGUUCAGUGUGUGUCUCGUGUAGGACCAUUUAUUUCAUUUUAUUUUUUUAUCCCGUUUUUUCCCAAUCUGGAAUGCCCAAUUCCCACUACUUAGUAGGUCCUCGUGGUGGCACGGUUACUCACCUCAAUCCGGGUGGCGGAGGACAAGUCUCAGUUGCCUCCACUUCUGAGACAGUCAAUCCGUGCAUCUUAUCACGUGGCUCAUUGUGCAUGACACCGUGGAGACUCACAGCAUGUGGAGGCUCAUGCUACUCUCUGCGAUCCACGCACAACUUACCACGCGCCCCAUUGAGAGCAGGAGCCACUAAUCACGACCAUGAGGAGGUUACCCCAUGUGACUCUACCCUCCCUAGCAACCGGGCCAAUAUGGUUGCUUAGGAGACCUGGCUGGAGUAACUUAGCACCCUGGAUUUGAACUCGCGACUCCAGGGGUGGUAGUCAGCGUCAAUACUCGCUGAGCUACCCAGGCCCCCAAGCUUCUGGCUCUUAAUGCAUGAUGUUUUUUAAAAGAACAAAUCAAUGACAAGAAGGUAAAGCAGGAAUCAAAUGUAUUCAUUCAGAAGUGCAAUAAAAACCAUCCAGUCUUUACUCUCCCUCUUAGUAGCCAAUUUCUGGUAGUGACUACAGAGGACAGCACAACCCUGCCAAAGUCUCACUGCCUUUAUGCAUGAAUAAUCAAUUCUGAGACGUCCCAACACUGGUUCUUAUUUUUUUUAUAUCUUUCAUUCUGGGGUUGUUAAAUUUGUAGAUUUCUACUGCAUGAAUUUAAAUAUACUUUUAGUACUUCACACUGUCAUAAACAUGGAUCAUUCCUGCUUGAGCAAAAGUUUAAUACCACAGCUGCUUUAAGUGCUGUAAUUAUUAAAAAAAUUACAUGGUAUUGUAACACUUUGAUGUCACAGAAAAUUGACAAUGUCUGCACAUUUGUGGGACUCUGUACAGUAUGCACAGAAGAUUCUAUAGCCUCAACAAAUCAAGUAUGCAGCUCAUGCUUAAGUGAAAGUGUUGCUUGCCAAAAAAAAAAAAAAAAAAAAAAUUACAGAACAAGAAUAAAAUACACUGAAAAUUAAA
Myxocyprinus asiaticus (Chinese sucker) is the source of this 8256-nucleotide messenger RNA. RefSeq names its product sodium channel subunit beta-1-like. The coding region runs from base 2973 to 3863 and encodes 296 amino acids. Gene Ontology annotation, cellular component: voltage-gated sodium channel complex. The transcript has 7 exons. The record is from RefSeq and is a predicted model, not a curated record. Gene Ontology annotation, biological process: cardiac muscle cell action potential involved in contraction; sodium ion transport; regulation of heart rate by cardiac conduction. Lineage: Eukaryota; Metazoa; Chordata; Actinopteri; Cypriniformes; Catostomidae. Gene Ontology annotation, molecular function: sodium channel regulator activity.